CGUGCCUCCUCUUCCCUUGUGGCAAAUUUUCUCUCGCUUCUCGAGGUCUUUCUUCGUCGAUCCGCUGGCUGCUGUCUGCGGACGAAAUCUCUUUUUCGCCGUCUCAAUCUCGCCGCUCGGUCUCGCCCUCUGUGCGUCGGCAACGGGUCUGCUACUUCGAAAGAAGAAGAACACAAGUAGGGUCUCGCUGUUCUUCUGCCUGGUUCCUCUUUUCCUUGUCUUCUUUUCUCCGUCUCUCUUCCUCCGUCCUCCCUGGAGCUGGGCGCUCCCUGCUGUCGAAUUUCCUCCUCUCUCUCUGCCUGCAGCUUCGCCUCUCUUCCCUCUCUCCAAAGCGUCUGCCCGUGCGUCCCUCUUCUUUUUCUUCGCCUUUCCUUGCACUUUCUCGUCCUCUCCGUCUUUUCACUUUCUCCUUUCCGCCGAACUGUCUGGCUCAUCCGUCCUUUUUCUCCCUUUCGCCCCGCACCGCCGCCCACUCUUCUCGCAGCUGGCCCGUGGACACUCUGCUUGGUCGUCGGCUGUCUCGAGUGCGACCUCUCCAACUCCCCCGCCCUCGUUCUCCCGCGGCGCCCUCCAGAACUGCCCUGGACCCUGUGAGGCUCUGAGGGCCUUCGCUCCUCCACCUCUCCCUCGUGUCUCUGCUGCCUGCUCUUCAAUGCUGCAGCCCCACCCCCGCAGCACGAAAGCGCAAAAUGCGGCGCCGGGCUUGGCCGGGUCUCUGUCCUCGGGAUCCUUGGGCCUGGCGGGCGCCGCCGGCUUGAGCUCCACCAGUGUGCCCUUUCUGCCGCCGCCGUCUCGCCACAACGGCGUCUCGCAUGCCGCAGCGGCUUCGCAGGCCCUCGCGCCCUCUGCCGCCUCGUCUACUGCGUCGCUCUCCUCUCAAGCCCACUCUGCGCUCCGCGGCGUCGCUCCACCCGCUGCAGCUGCCGGCCUCCCCGGCUCGGGGGCCUUCCUCCCCGCGUACGCGUCUCCUCUCUACGCGGGCCAGCACGCGGGGCCGGUCGCCGCAGCCAAGGGCUCCCGCCACUUGCUGCAUGCGCAUGCUGUUGGAGCCGCAGGUGUCGGGGGCCCUCUGACGGGCUCUGCGCCGCUUCAGGGCGCCGUGGGGCCGUCGUCAGCGAGCCCAGUCGUCCACCCUGUCCUCGAGUUGCUUCAGUUGCAGAAUGCUCAGGUGGCUGAGAGUCGCCGAGCCGUCGGGCGCCCGGCGCUGGAUCCCGUCCCCGUUGUCCUUGGAUUCCAUCACCUCGUUCACUCGCCGGAAAAAGCCGCGGGGGAAGUCGGCUUAGUGGACGUGGUUGAGUUCCCCAGAAGUCCUGUCGUGCUCCGCCAUGUCCUCUUCCUCGGCCUUGGAGAGAGGAUACACCCGAACGUCGACUUCGAGGGCCAGUCCGACCCCGCGCCUGCAGACUGCGAGCUCAGGGUCUUCGCGCGCGUUCUCCCGCCUCUCUCCGAGUAUACGGCGACGCAACAGAGAUCCCACGCGAACUACCGGCCUCUCCACGCGAACGAGAGGCUUGCGGCGGAAGCCGAGGCCCGUGUGGGUGAAGGGGCGAGGCCCGUUCAGUGGCGAGUCUUUGAGCUCGAGUCGCCUGAGACUGGAAGCCCAGAGGGAGAAGAAGAUCUCGCUGUCGACCAGCUCGUCGUCUGCGGAAGAUACCGGGCGCUCUCGGUUGUUUUUUUCGGCCAUGUGCACUCCACUUCUUCCAAGGCAUCGUUUUUCGCAGACCUCAGUUCGCGUCCCGGGCGCGCGCCAGCGUCUCCGUCCUUUGUGGACCUGGCCCCGGUGUCUUGUGAGAGUGUCGCCUCCAGUUGCGCCCUUUUCUCUUCUUUCUCUUCUUCGCCGACCCCGACAGCCUGUCCGCUUCUCCUUGGGCUCCACGGCUUGCCGGAGCGAAAGGCUGUCGGCGCCGGGGCUGCGCUCAAUGCGCUUCUUCAGGACUCUCUCCUCAGUCCCAUUCAGAAGCACCUGGAGGCGUGGCUGAGAGCGGCCAAGACGGCACAGCAACUCCACGAGGCCUCUCGCGAAGGCGCCACUUGCGCGCCCGGCCUCCAAGAAAGGAGACACGCCGAAAAACGCGAGGAAGACGGAGCCCACGGAGACGGUGCCGGGGUCUCAGACACACCCACACCUGCGGCUCUCGCGAGAGACGAGCAGGGCGCCGGCGCGCUCAAGCGAAAGAGACAGGUGGAUCGGGAGGGCCUCUCGGGAGGUGAAAACAGCCUUAGGGGCGAGAAAGGAGACAGUGAGUCGGACGCGCGAGGAGACUCACGUGCGAACAACGCCGGCGAAAAUGACGUGGACAUGGACGAGAAGCGGCCUGGAGAGGCCCGCGUCGCCCUCGACGAAACGACGCCUCGUCUCGGCCCCAGAGAUGGCGAGGUGGGCGGGGCGCCUCCUUCGCUGGACGAGGAGAUGGAGGGUGCGGGUCUGGCCCUUCAAGAGGGCGAGACAAAGGGAGACGUUCGCGGAGUCCGAGAGACAGGUCCGUGCCACAGUGUCUCCGCGUCCAGUGUUGCUCCGUCAAGUGCGGGCGGCGCGCCUAUCACCGACUCGAAGCCAGACCUGAUGACUGCGGCGUCUACAGGGCUCUGCAAGAAUGAUCCUGACGAGGCAGAUGUGUCUUCCAAUUUGGAUUCCGACUCUGUGUCGACUUCGCGCGACUCACGCACCAGAGGGGGUCUCCUGGGCGUUGACGGCGAGUCCGGAUCUCCUUCCCUACCUGCCGCAUCCCUCCCAGUGCCUGUCCCUUCAAUGAGGUUUUGGGUCGAAUCUCUGCAACUCGUCUCACGCUUGUUUUCGGGAUUUGUCUCCUCUCCAGACUCGCCUCUCGCCUCCGUCUUCUCGGCUUCGUCCUCUGCCGCUGCCCCCUUCUCUCCGGAUCUUCUUCUUCUACUCGCAGCCGCCUCCUGCGGGGCUCUGGAGGCCCUAGUCCUUGGGCCCAAGGCCCGCGAGGCCCGCCGGCGUGCCGCGGAGGCGCGAGCCCUGAGGCGCCCAGAGAGACAGGGGAGAGCGCGUGUGGGGAAGAGGUGCGGACAGACGGAAGGAGAAAACGUCAUCGCCGCAGAGUCCAGCUGCGCGGGCGAAGACACUGCGGAGAUCGCCGCGAGACUCCUGGGGCUCCACGGGCUCGUCCGAGGCGCGGUCGCGGAGGCGCGCGCCGCAUGGGAGGUCGGCCAGACCAGAGAGAAGAAGGAGACAGUUGAGAAGGGCGAGGGGCAGCGCUUGUCUGAGGACGCCGUGACGCCGUGUGACGUGGAGGCGGAGAAAUGCGGGGAACAGGGGGCACCUGGCGGGGACGCGGGGAGACAGGAUGCGUCUCCCCGUAGAGUGUUUUUCGAUGUCGAGGCCGAGAAUGAAAUGCAAGAGCGGGUGGCGGUCGGUGAAUCCCGUUCGUUGGGCUCUGAGCGACGCCGCUCUUCUCCAGGCCCGUCUUCGCUGUUUGUCUCCUUUCUCACCCCCAGAGGCACAGAGGCGGGUCCAGAAGUCGGAGGCACUUCUCUUCUUGUCCUCGUUUUACGCACAAUGAGGAGACUGUCUCUGCUGAGGGAGACGGCGCAGCUCCUUGUGGCCGAGGGCGCCUUGGAGCUCCUCAUGUCCAUUCUGGUUGAAGCGCCAGUUUUGCCGACGGGGGAACAAGGGAGCCAAGCAGCGGAGUUUGUGAAGGAGGCCAGACAGGAGAAGAUCGCAGCCAGAGGCUGGAAAGUGAAGGUCGAGGCACUAAAGGCGCUGCUCGUCCUCGCGUCCCACGUGGAAGGAAUGGAACGGCUUCUCGGAUGGGAUUCUCGCGAAAACGGCGAGGCUGUUCACCUCGUCGCCUCGGCAGCUUCUUCGCGGGGGAUGGGGGCUUCCAGCGAAAAGGACGAACAGCCAACGACGGGAGAGAUCCAGAGCAGUUUGUAUUCGCACUUCCUGCAGGCCCUCGCCUCUCAGAUUUCCUUCAGUCGGUACCACCUCAAACGCUUCGCUGCGGUUCUCCUGUCUCGAGUCAAACUGUACUUCCUUUUAGCUUCUCUCCAACAAGUAACUGUCUCUCUUCUGUCACCUUCUCCGUCUUCGGCUCCGUCCUCUUCCCCUUCUUCGCUUCUCGCUUCUUUGUCGUUCGCGGGGCCUGGCGGGGAGGCCUGUGCAGAGAAGUCGGAGGCAGAUGCGUACGUCUUUGGGCGGGUCUGCCCCAAGGGCGGAGCAACUCGCACGGCGCGGCAGAUUCUUCUGGAGAAAGGAGACGCCUGGGUGACCCUCGCGGCGGAGGCAGUCGAGGCCCUGAAGCUGCAGCUUCUCCACCAAACGCUCCCUGCCUCGGCGACUGCAGCCAGCAGAGACGAGCGAGCUGAGACCGAACUGGCUUGGCCGCUGAGCCCCUCCCGUCCGUGGAGCGCCGCGGCACUCGUCGUCGCCUCGCGGCCUUCGCUGCCCGUACAUCUCCAGCGGUUCUUGCAGGCUCGAAGGACGCUUGCCUCCUUCGCGGUCCUCGCCCGGUGUCUGCACACCCGGCUGGGCGUGGUGUUGUGUCCGUCGACCGCUGAUGUGCGGCUGCUCUCGAGUCUGCGCAGCGUCCUUCUGCUGUUCUUGCGAGCAACAAACGGGCCUCUGUUUCUCGCGUCGCAUGCCGAAGCCACGCAGACUCUGCUCUCCCUUCUGGAGGCGAUUGGCCGCAUGCUGCUCUCGCGCUCGGCCUUGCUGCCAGACCCCCUCAACAGCGAGACUCACACUCUCUCUCUCUCUCUGAAGCAACAUCUUCUGGCCCUCACCUCUCCACAAGCUCUCGCUCCCUCGGGCCUCCCGUCGGGCGGCCUCCCCUGUUUGGCGUUCGCGCCUGUUGGCGUUUCCGUCUUUGGGCUGUCUGCGUGGACGUGCAUGCGGGCGCUUUUGGCGGCGCGACGGGGCAGCGAGGCCUUGGAAGCCGCUGCGGGCCCGCAGGACUGGGUGGGCCUGUGGGGCCCCGCCGAGCAAGGCUUCAUCGAGGGCCUUCUGCCGACGAAGAAGGAAGAAGAAGCAGCUGUCAUGGUGGUGCAUGCAUCGGCCGCCAUGCGUCUCCACCUUGAGGCUCUCGCUCUCUUGGAGCGGUUUCUCGAGACUUCACUGCUUGCCUCGGAGUCGGGAGAAGAGACGGGGGAAAUUUACGUCGAUGUCGAGGUUCUCGCGGCUCUCGAAAGAAUGGCAGGAACCCCAGGAGGUCGCCAGGCCGUAGCGGCAGCCUUUCGAUUACGACAUGCCGACGUAUUCCUCGCGAUGCUGCUCGUGGAGUCCGUGGCCGCGCUGGAGCGUCUCCAAGGUAGCGACGGUGAACUCGCUCCGCAAGGGGGCGGCCCGUCAAUCUUUGUGGGGAACGGCGAAAGGAAGGAGACAGGAGAGGCAGAUCGUCUGCGCCUUUCGGGGCCCUCUGUGGAGCGUCUGAGCUGCUUGAGAAGCCUCCUUCUCCUCAUCUGGUCCCUCGUCCUCGAGGACGAGUUUGCGUCCUUCCUCUUGCCUUGCGGGCCUCUCCUUCUCGUCGGGAUUCGCCCCCUCGCCCUUCUCGGCGCCCAGAUCAACAGCAACAAAGACGGCGAAGAAACCGAUCGGAAUCCAGUGACUCCUGGAGAAGAGGCCCGUGAGGCGGGAGGCGAGACGGACGAAGGGAGACGCGACCCUGACGACUCAAGUUUCGGGGGUCUCUCCGCGCAGGCGCAGGCUUCGAGCUUCAUCAGAGUUCAGACGCAUUGCGGCGUCGAAACGAUGCUGCGUGGCGAUCGCGAACUACGUUCCAAGGUUGUUUCUCUGUACCAGGCGCUGCUGUCUCUGUACGUCGGCUCUGAGCAGAUGGAAUCCCUUCCCUCGCCCUCUGCUUUGCUUGUGUCCGUCGCGUCUCUGCCGCCGCCCCCUUCUCCCAGGGCGCUGGUGGACUCGAUUCGUUGCCUUGAGGCGCCUUGCGCCCUGCGGGCCCUGCAGGCGGCUGCGGGCGCGGGGCCCGCGGGCCCUGGGGCUCCAGUCGGCCGGUUGGGCUCGACGGCCGCGCCGGGUGCGGCGACUGCGGGUCCUGGGACGGGCGCGAGCCCAAGUGGAGGGGCCGCCGGCGCCCGGGCGGCUCCAGCAGCGGUUUUCGGAGGGAUUGAAGGAGGGCAAGGCGUUGAGCUGAUUGACGUGGCGUGGGGUUCAGAGCUGCAGGCGGCGUCGUCCUCUCCGUCUCUCGCCACUAUGGGCUCCAUGAAGGGACAGGCGGGGAGUCUCGCCCCAGCCGGCGGGGACGCGGAGGCCUGGGAACUGGAAGGCGACACUCCACCCCCGGGUGCGCCUCUGAGCGCGCUGCUUGCCGCGCGACUUCUCACGCUGUAUGUGCGACGGUGCCCCCACGUGCUGCUCUUUGCGGGCCCCGAAGAAAUUGAGUAUUUUCUUUCUUCCGACGCCUGCGAAGGAGGUCCCUCACAGCCGAGCUUCGCUGGGAAGGAAGAAGUACGCGACGACGGCUCCCAGUUCCUCUCGAAGCUCGCAGUCGAGGACGACGGUGACGAAGAGGUUGCAGCCUGGGGCUGCGACCGCCUCGACAGCGACGGCCUCGGACCCUUAGAGCGGAGGCUUUUGGUGUCUCUGAACCGUCGCGGAGAAGCGGGAGGAGUUCUGGAGAGAGCGGAUUCACCCGAAAGCGAGCCGUCGAUCUUCCUUGAGAAACAGAGGUUGUACGCUCGCGUAGGACUCGCAAAUGGGGUUCCGACGCACCCAGGUUUGGGGCUAUUUCUGCUGUCAGCUGAUGGUCAGAAGGCCCUCAUCUCCUGUCUGGCGAGGUGCGCGGCCCGUCUGGAGCCGCCGCCGGGAAAUCUGGCGACGAUGGCCUCCUGGCAACUCCGUGGGCCCUGCAUGCAUGCAUGGGUAAAGGCGAGAGAAGAGACUCUUCCCCUCGUUCGCGCCCUGCUCGUCCUCCUCUACAACGUGCUUCACGGCCUCACUCGUCCAGUGGCUGACGACGAAGAAGACGACGCAACGGGGUACCGAAACCUAGAUCUCCUUCAGCUUCUGCUUCUCCUGACGGCGCGGCUCUUCGCCUUCGGCGACUGGGUGGGCGGCGCGGCCUGGGAGGCUGAGGCCCGUGCUGCCGUCGCUGCCGCAUGCAGUGAGGCAGAGAAGAACCGUGGGAGGAAAAGCGAACACGCGCAGAACCUCCUCAGCCUCGCGUCUGACGCUGCCUCUCCCGAGAGGCUGUGUAAACACACUGCCGACAAGAACCAGGAGACACACCUCUCGAGUUCCCGGCUCUUCUUCUCCCCCUCCGUCCCCUCCCUGUGCUCGGAAGCCGCAAAGACAUCGCGUUGGUUGGCGGGGGCCGAGGCCCCGGGCCACGGAGACAGUUGUCUCCAGGCGCGGCUCUGUCUGGCGUGGUGUUGCCGACUCUUCUUUCUGUGGUUUCAAAGCUUCCGCGACUCCCAGGCCUUCCUCGUGAAGCACUUGAUUCGCCUGGGUGCGGCCUCGCUGCCGUCUCUGCAACAGGCGUCUCUCCUGCUUCUCACCUCUCUCUCCUCGUUUUCCUCGAUCCUCCCCGCGGCCCCACACUCCUUCCACCUCCUGCCGUCGCCUCGGCGCCCGCCGGUCUGCGGGGGCGGCGUCUCGCCCCUCGAGCUGGCUAGCGCCGCUGCGGAGGCGAAGCGUGACCGGGAGAAACUGGCAGAUUCGAGAAACGGACGAAAUGCGCCUUCGUGUCAACUCAGCGCCACAGUCGCCGCGAUGCUCCCGCCCACCGUCACGCUCUCAGCGCGCGUCUUCUCUCUUCUGGACAUGUGCUCGCUCGACUACAGAGAGUCGAGGGAAGGCGUCGAGGCCGAGGAGGGAGACAGAGGACUCAGAGGCAAAGGCCCUCGACCUGCACCCUGUACCGGGAACAGAAUACACAAACCGGAGCCGGAGACGCGGCCGCUGUACUUGUGCUGCGAAAUCGACCUCACAGAAGAAAUCGCCGCAGCCGUCUCCUCCUCGUCUUCCUCGCUCGGCCCCGCGGCAGUCUUCGGGCGUCUCUCGAUGGGAGACGAAGGCAUCGUCCCGAUGGAGGAAAGUGUCUCCGCGGUGAGGCCCGAAGAGGAAGAAGAGGACGUCGCGGACGUCUACCGACUUCUCAAGGAGACACUGUGGGGCGGUGCCGAGGACGAGAGAGAGGCCGCGAACGAAGAGGACGCCGACAAAAAUGAACUGAACUCCCUCAGACGGUGGAUGCGAGAGAACGAGAACAUUCGCGUCGAGGAACUCGCCGUCCUUGUCUCCGUCGUCACGCGAGCCGCUGUCUCUUCCUCCGCCGCCCUCCACGCUCUAGGGUCGCACGCAGCGGCGCAGCUGGCCGCUCACCGCUUCCCUGUCUACUCGCUGCUCUUCGAGUGUAUGGACACCCUGCUGGACACCGUCCUCCAGAACUUUGCAGACACUCGCAGCGAAGACACCCGCGAGGACGCAAGUCGGCAGACGGGAGACGAGGAGACAGAAGCAAGCAAAGGAGACAGAACUGAGAGGCCCGAGAGAGAGAAUGGCGCACUCAAUGAGGUUUUCGCCCUUGUGCCAGGGUCCCGCUCGUUGGAGGCGUCGAAGUGUCUCUGCCGUCUCCUGCUAUUCAUCGAGCGUUUGGUGGCGCUGCAGGCGAAGGCGUCUUUUUCGUCGCUUGCGGAGCUCGAGCGGCUUGUCUCUCUGCCGUCCACGCGCCUCCUACAGGUCUCCCUCACGCUUAUCUCUUCUCCUGGUCUUCUGGUCGCUGCUGCGGGCAGUUCCGGCCGCGGAGCGCGACCUGCGUUCGGAGGCGAAGGCGGAAACCUCGCAGAACGAGGUGCAGACCAAGUUGAAGGAGUUGAGCAGAUGCAGGAGAGCCAGAAGGCAGUAGCCCAAGCGUUGUUGAGGUGCGCAAUUCGCCUGGCGACGAACAUCGUGGUCGCGUACCAGCGUUUAGUGAACAGCGCCCGUGAGGCCGUUGAGCGUCGGGAGGCGUGUGCGUUUGCGGAGAGCGAAGAAGAGAAGCUGGUGGAUGUCCCCAACCACCUUGCGGUGGCAAGGAAGAUUGCCGAGGCGCUGAGCACGAUGUGCAAUCGCAGCGACGCAGCUCAACUGGGGUUCCCGACUCUAGGACUCGCCCUCGGCUUCUUCGUCACCCUCAGCGCGCAUCCACUCACUCUCCUCACCGCGGCCUUUGACCUCCCUCCGCACUCCAGCGACGCGGUUCUCCUCCCUCUCCGAAGUGGGCAAGCUGAACUGACCGCCGUCGCCGCAGGGGCAAAUUCGGCUCUCCAACUCGGGGCCUUCUUCAGCCGAGUCGCCGCUCACACGCGUACGGCUGCCCAGCAUCCAGAAGACAGCAGGUCGCACCUCUGGCUGGGACUGGCAGACCGUCUUCUCCUCCUCGUUAACCUCCUUCUGUCGCAUGCAACUCACCCGGUGGCGCCGCUCUUCUCUCUGCUUCGGCCAGAGGGGGAAAAGGCGAACUGCCCCUGGGAGUCUGAGCCCGAGGUGACCGACGCGAGAGACGCCGGCCGCGGAGACGAGGGUGCAGAUGACUUGGACAUCUACGCGGAUUUGCAGCCUGGUGAAACUGAGCCUGAAAAGGGAGAUGAAACUGGGGACAACACCGCGCCCGAAGGCCCCGCUUCACGGGCUGUGGCUGGGCUUCGAACUGGUGCCCAGAAAGACGACCCCCGGGAGACUCUGCUGCGGCCUCUCCGUUCCGCACUGGAGACACUCUUGUCUCAGUGCCAGUUGUUCCUUGCGGCGCAGGCCUCGCGGGCAUCGCAUGCGAAGAAACUGGGAGAAGACACACAAACAGCAGCCGACAUCGAGAAGACGCAACGCAUGCGUCUCCUCGCCCAACAAGCGGUCGCGCUUCUGGCAAAAACCGAGGAAACAAGCAGACGCAUUGCAACUCUGAAGCUCGAGCCCCCGCCGCUGCUGCUCGAAGGCUCCUCGUUCUUCCCCGCCUCGCCUCCACAGAUCCCUGGACUGAAGGAAUGCCUCUUCUGGGGUGGAGAAGACGCAUUUCUCUGGGACAUCGUCGCCCACUGCGACGUCAGUUUCAACGUUUCUGUGCGGCGCGCAAACUCCCUAACCGAUCCCCUCCUCCCUAUCCCGGCUGCCCAGCCUGUUCGAGACCGCACGCUGCGCCUCGUCCUCGAGACUGCCCUCACUGCGAGAGCUCUGGAGAGCAGCGAAGACUGGUGGGCUGCAGUGAGCCUCGAAGCCGUUUCCUGCGAGGAGCCCAGUCUCGCAGGGCCCGGGGCGCCUCAGGCCGCCGGAGACGCGACCGUGGUCGGUGCGGGCUCUGGAGCGCUACGCGGAGAGGCAGGUGUCUCUGGCGGCCCGAAUGAACAGGACGCGAAGGGGAGAGGCGCGCACGAUGCCGACGCCCCACAGCUUCCCGUAUGGUUCUCGGAUCCUCUCGCUCGUUUUCAUCAGGCCGUCAGCGUGCCAGCUCCGGUGGACUGCACUGCGGGGCCUCCGCCGGGGCCUCCGGGGAGGGCGCCAGGCUACGGCGCGAGCGGCCAGGGGGCGUUCACGUCGGCGUCCGCCGCGGCUGCCGGGGGGGCCCGGAGCGUUGGAGCCCAAGGCGCCGGUGCAGGGCGCACACACGAGGGAUCGGCGACGGCAGAUCCCUUCCGCUCGAGAACCAAGUCCAGCAGCAGAGCUCCGAGUAAGCAUGUGGACGAUUAUGAGGCUGCAGUUCCCGGGGGUCUUACUUUCCAGAAGAAGCCCGCGGCGAUUCCGCCUCCGCCGCCCCCUGAAAUCUCUGCAGCCCCGUCGCGUGAAGUGUCUCCUGGAGACGAAGGCUCCGCGGGACAGCAGACCCCGGCGCUCGCAGUUCCAGCCGGGACCCCACAACAGGCCACCGGGGCGGCGACAGCCGCUCCAGGAGGCCCACUGGGCCCACAGGGGGCUGCGCCCCCGCAGGGCCCGCUGCACACGGGAGCAGGCCCCUUUUCCGGAAAGGAGACUGAAAAGGAAGUCGAGAGAGAACAGGCUGACGGACCACAGGUUCCCGUCUCGGGAGCUGGAAGCCUCCGCAGGCAGCAGCUUCCUUUCGGGGUCGAAGUGGACCCUUCGACGUCUCAGGCAAUGUACUCUGGGGCGCAGGCUCCUCAGCCCCAGCCGCAAGGGCCUGGCCAGCAACAGGCCCCUCUGCCCUUCCAGCAACUGCCUCCAGCGACGGCCUUCGGGCUAUCGGCGGCCCGUUCCGCGCCUCCGGGGGCAGUAGGCCCAGGGGGAAGUGCGGGGAGUGGGGGGGCUCUGCCUGGCCGGGCGCCGGCAGGAGACAGUCUGGGCCCCAUGUUCGUGCCGGGGGGCGCUGCGGGGCCGCAGGCGCCUUAUGCAGGUUUCCAGGCUUCUCAGAUUCCUGCAUCGACCCUCCACGUGGCGCCGGGUUAUCUGCCUGCUCAGCCGGCAGUCGCGCCCCUGGGGGCUCCUGGGACCGGUCUCAGUGAGACCCCUGGACUGUCUGUACACCCCGGGAUGGCUGUGCAGCCACAGGACACGCAGAUUCCGUCUUCGCGGGUGGGGCAUCAUGGCCUCCUGCCACCCCACCUUGGCGACCCGGGGGCUUUUGGCCCGCCGGGGCAGCCCGCCCGGGGCGUAGGACCCGGCGACCCCAGACCCGAAGAACCUGGGCGAUGUCGAGAAGGCCGAGCCCCAACGCUGGCAGGGCCCCCUGUCUCGGACGCGCCCAGAGACACGGGCGGUGCAGAGGAACAGGGACUGGACGCCGUGCCCGGCUGGAAGGAGUUCGCAGCCGACGGCUUGAGAGAAAACAUGGACGUUUCAAAGCUUGCACAGCACCCUGAGCUCCUCAAAGACCCCCGCAUCAAAUCGCGAUUCAUGCGCCUUCUGAGUCGGCACGAACAGAUCAAAAAUAUCUUCCGGAUGCUGGGCCUCGAUGUCUGAACUCUCCGGCCACACCCCUUUGCAUCCCACACAACAAUUCCUUUUCUCUGCAUGCAUAUAUAUAUAUAUAUAUUUAGAUAUACAUGUAUAUGUAUGGGAGGUUAUACUGGUUGAGAGUCGAAAGGUUGUAGGAGAGUUAGGAAACUGUCAGAAGAUCGCCGUUACGCAAAUAUACAUACAUGGAGUGCUCUGUAUGUUGACAUAUGCGGAUUUCCGUGUGUUUACGUACUUAGGUAUUGGCGCAUGUGUUUAUACUGGGGCACGUGCAUGCAUGGAGGGGUCACUGGGGAUGUUGCGAAAAAAUCGAAGAGUUCACUUUUGCCCCGGUUUAUGCUAACUUUCUCUCCACUGAAUAUGCGUUCAGUUACGAGGUACGGAGAGUUUGUGUGUAGGACUGUUAUCUAAAACGGCGGUAACUGCUGCGUUUCAGUAGCGAUUAACGUUCUCUUGUUCUUGAGUACUCAAUGUUUCAUGUGGGGAGGAUUGAGGAGGGAGGCGAGGCUUCCAACGCGUCUGCUUCAUCUACUCGUAUUUCGCGACUUUUGAGUUUCCACGUUCUGUCUUCUUCCCUGUUGGCUCUCUCUGUCGCCUUUCCAGCGGUCUUGGCUGCUGUCUGUGGAUUUUCUCCCGUUUCUUCCGUGUGGUUUUUCUCCCUGUGAAAGGCUCCGGUCUCCGCGUUUUUCGUGACGACACUCGAGCUCGUUUCCUGUGUCUCGUCUUUUCGGUCGGAAAACCAACUUCGUGGACAGACGCUUUUUUUGCCCUUGCGUCUUCUUCUCGAUGAUGCGUUCUGGAAUGCACCGACUAGGCGCUGAAAAACCUGAAAACACUCUCGCUGGAAGCAACACCGACUUGAAGCUCCAGCUUCCUCCCUGUCUCCAAUGAACAUCUUUUUCACCCUUUCUCCAUCAAGUGCUUUGUUUCGCCUUCCUACGGACUAUGGUCUUUGUUUACCGGGUCCAAGUUCUAGUGUGCUCUGCAUGGCCGCCAUGUUAAGAACAUUAAGUAUAGUGGUAUCCAGCAUAUGUUUGAAAAACCAACAUUUGUAUACGGGCUGUACAAAUAUCAUGAUAUUCACUGUGGUAGUCUCUUGCCUAAUAUCAGUAUGUACGAAUGGGCCUGGGCCUGGCGCCUAUUUAGUAACUGGAUGAACGCUUUUAACGCCUGGCAUGUACG
Toxoplasma gondii ME49 is the source of this 13036-nucleotide messenger RNA. RefSeq lists its product as hypothetical. Gene Ontology annotation, cellular component: RNA N6-methyladenosine methyltransferase complex. NCBI's taxonomy places the organism in Eukaryota, Apicomplexa, Conoidasida, Eucoccidiorida, Sarcocystidae. The transcript has 15 exons. The record is from RefSeq and is a predicted model, not a curated record. Gene Ontology annotation, molecular function: RNA binding. Bases 653 to 11860 code for a protein of 3735 amino acids.